Lolium perenne is the source of this 462-nucleotide messenger RNA. Lineage: Eukaryota; Viridiplantae; Streptophyta; Magnoliopsida; Poales; Poaceae. The record is from RefSeq and is a predicted model, not a curated record.
AUGGAUGGUCUGAUGGGCUGGAUCGUACGAGCAUGCGUCACGGUCAUAGCCGCCUGCGACAACGUUGCGGCCACCACGGCGUUCGUCAGGGAGACCGCGGAGGCGAUGAGACUGGCCGCGGUGGCGGUCCGCAACCAGCAUCACGUGGACGAGCCGAUCCCGGACGACUGGGAGCAAGUGCCUGGUCCUGGUGGCGCCGCGCAGGCGCAGCGGCAGCCACCAGCUGCUGAUCACGGCGGCUCUGACGAUGCGGACGACACGAACUCGUGCGUGAUCUGCAUGGAGCCGUACGAGGCCGGCGGCGACGGGCGCAGCGUCUUGACGGCGUGCGGCCACAGGUUCCACAGAGGGUGCUUCGCGGCUUGGCUGCGCAGGAACCGCACCUGCCCGCUCUGCAGGGCUCCGAUUGAUGAGUCGGCGCCACCGCCGGCCGCCGCACGCACGGCCGGUGUUGCGGUGUAG